GUUCCAAAUUCCAUUUCUUCUUCUUCUCCUCUCUGUCUGAAGGAAUCGCUUCUUAGGGUUUUUUUCUCUCUUAUCUCCUAACUUAUGUCAUUUACCCAUUCUCUAUCAAAUCCAUCAUUCAGCCGCACUGAUCGAUCGACUUCUUUUCCAUCGGUUAGUUCAUUCCUCAAAUUCUAUGUUCCAUUUACUUUCUUUAGAUUCUAAAGAAGUUGAUAAAUGAUAAAACAGUAAUCUUUUGGCUUCUUGUUAUUCAUUUCUUUAGUGGGUUUUCUGGGUUUAAUCGGUGUUAUAAACUCGGAGAUAGAAUAGAACGAUAACUGUCUAAUUGGGUAUUUCUAUGAAAUCGGGAGCGCCUGCACUUGAAAUGGGCGAUGAUGAGGGUUUGGGGGAGGCCGGAGACCCUUGCAUUUACGGCGGCGCCAUCGGUACCGAUUGGAUAUUGGAAAUUCUGGAUAAGUUGAACAGAGAUGAGGAUGUUAUCUCGGGGGAGGAGGAAGUUACUGCUGUGAACCCUAAACCAAAUCAGUUGGAAGAAGAAGCAAAUGAUGAUGAUGAUGAUGAUUGCAUCAUUUUGGAUGGCGACCCGGAAAAGCUGACUCCGGCGGAAACUGUUUCUACCGGCGACGGUAACUCGGAUGAAUUGGAAGUCAUUGGAACCAAAGGAGAGAUUGCUUGCAGAGACUUUCCUCAUUCUCGUCACCUUUGUGCUAACUAUAUAUUUACCUCCACCCCACAUGAGAACUACUGUCAUCUGUGUCACUGUUAUGUCUGCGACUCACCUGCACCAUGUAUUCAUUGGGGUACUGGGAUGUUAGUUCUCGACCAUUGUCAUGCCACAGACAAAGAUGAUUACUGGGUAAGAGAAAGGAAGAUACUAAAGAAGGGAGAUUAUAAAGAAACUACCACAUCUUCAAUACUUGCUGAUACUAAUAUUCAUCCCCCGAUAAACCCUAACCGAGCUUCACAAGUUUCUAGGGUGUUGGUUCAGCCACAACCUAACCGGGAUCUACAAACUUCUAGAUUGGUGUUGCAGCAGGCUCAUCAUCACUUGGCUAUUCAGAAUCAAGUUGGGCGAAUAAUCCAACCCAAUUUGCAGCAUCAAAACAGACUGCAUCAGGUUUAUGGUGGCUGUUCGUUAUUCAAGCGUUCAAGCAGGGCCGGUUUGCCCCUUAAUCAUCCAUAUUAUGCCCAUCAAAGCUACUCCCAGUUUCCAUCUUCUAUGGGAGCCAGUACUCAAAUUUCCCAAUCCUUCCAAUAUGGAGUGCCAUCUUUUCCCAUUACCAACCAGAACUAUAUUCGAAUAACACCCCAAUCCCAAUUGAACACAGCAGCUGCAUCUAUAUCCAUAGCACAGCAAAGACUUUUGAACCAAAGAAUGUCUUCUCCUCAACUGCUGGUUCCUUCUUUCCAUCCAAGUAUUGGGGACAUGAGUUUCCGAUAUAGUCAAGAUAACCGCCAGGUGAUGAACAGAUGGAAUGGAAAUGGUCUUGAAAAUCAUUCAGAUUGUGAACCAUCUAGUGCUCCUGCUGCUGCUGCUGCUGUUGGUCGGAGCAAUCAUCUGCUGCGAUAUGGAUCAGAUAUCUAUCAGCAAGUUGAUCCCCAACUUGCAGCAACUGGAGUUAAUCCGGACCCAUUUGGGUAUGAAAUCGAUCCUUGGACAUUGCGCCAAUCAGUUGCAACAACGACUGUUAAUCCUGGUUUGAAUGUUGGCUCAUCAGCAGAUCUUCCUUUUGGUACUACAGUUCGGUUUUCAGACAUGUAAGUGUAGUUGGGUUGAGGGUAAGGAAGUAGUUUUUGGACUAUAGUUGUCAGUUAAUUAGAGUGACUAAAGCAGACAACAAAAUGUUAUAGCAACACUUGGAAAAUAUGACAUAUCUUUGUUCUUCCUCUGUACAGGUUAUAGGGGCUUUAUCUUGCUUUG
Messenger RNA from Impatiens glandulifera, 1921 nucleotides. RefSeq lists its product as uncharacterized. The record is from RefSeq and is a predicted model, not a curated record. NCBI's taxonomy places the organism in Eukaryota, Viridiplantae, Streptophyta, Magnoliopsida, Ericales, Balsaminaceae. The transcript is spliced from 3 exons. Bases 338 to 1762 code for a protein of 474 amino acids.